GGUCCUUCUACCAGGUGUGGUUCUAUGUUAAACCACAGGUUCUAUGCGCACUUUCUGCCCCAGUGGUUAGCAGGUGAUUUCGAUUGAAGAAUCUUAAUGGGUCCAUCUCCAAUUUCAGGCUUCAAACGAAACACAGGUAAGUUUGACAUCUGACUUUCCACCAACAUAUGGCGUAGAGGCCCAGCGAUCUGCCCAGCUUAUGUUUUCCUUGCAGUCCUAGAUUCCGUAUGAGGGACUCUGUCUCCAGGCAUAAGUUGCGUGUAGCGGAUCUUCUUAUCAUAUCGCUGUUUGUUUCUUGGUUUUGCUUUCCAGCAGUGCUCUCAGCAAGUUUGUAAGUAGCUUGUAACUGUUUCUUCAUAUCAGAUACAUACUUGAGGUAAGUUCUCUCUGAAGAGCUAUCACUCGAGACUCCAAAACAAAUAUCAACAGGCAAUCUAGCUUCACGUCCAAACAUCAAAAAAUAUGGCGAAUAGCCAGUCGCUUCAUUCCGACUACAGUUAUACGAGUGCACUAGAUGCCCAACAUACUGACUCCAUUUGUUCUUUCGUGUAGGAUCAAGAGUUCCAAGCAUGUUCAACAAGGUUCGGUUGAAUCUCUCGGGUUGCGGAUCUCCCUGAGGAUGAUAUGGUGUUGUCCUUGACUUCUCCACUCCAAGCAUAUUCAGUAGCUCAUGGAUGAGUCGACUUUCAAAAUCUCUACCCUUGAUCACUAUGCAUCCUCUUGGGCAGACCAUAAUGGAUGAAGUACCUCUCCCACAAUACCUUGGCGACCGUGGAUGCUUUCUGAUCCUUCGUAGGAAAAGCUUGAGCGUAUCUUGUGUAAUGAUCCGUAAUGACAAGAACAUCGCUGUGUUACUGGAGUCAGGCUCAAUGGACAGGAAAAUCCAUACACAACAAGGUCCAUAGGUCCAUCACUUUGCAUAUGACCAAGCGGAGCAAACUAUCUUUGGAAGUGUUUUCCUCUGUACACAGCGAGCACAGGACUUACAGUACUCUUCUACUUCCAUCUUCAUGCGUGGCCAGUAGAAACUGGUCUCUGACAAGUCCAUAUGUCUUGUCAAAUCCUAAAUGACCUGAGUCAUCAUGCAGCGACGUGAGAACCAUAGUUUUGAACUUCUCUGGAAUAAGUAAUUGAGCACGACGAGUCUUGUUUGGCGGAUGUGUGAUCCUGUACAUAACUCCAUCUUCCAUCUUUAGCUUCUCCCACUCUCUCAGGAGCAAAGAGAUGAGUGGAUGUUUUGUCCUGGUCACCCUGGUGAUAUCAUGUUUAUUAAGAGCAACCCACAUCUCUCCUAAGCAAGGAUCUUCUUGUUGCGAUGCAGAAAGUUCCAUAGUGCUCAAUCUGGGCAUGUUAGACGUCAGCAUGCUCAGGUUACAGUAUGCUUGAGGCACAGCAUGCAUAGAGGCUCCCAACUGAUCAAUCACUCUACUAUGAGAUGAUCCAGGAGUUAUUCUAACAACAUUAGACAUCUGGCACAUGGCUCUAACACCGGAUGCAGGAAUGUCUCUCCAAUCUUGUUCCACUGCAUAUUGCUGAUGAGGGCGGCGAGAAUAAAGCAUCGGCAUCUAUGUUCUGCCUGCCUGGCCUGUACUUGAGACUAAAGUCAUAGGUAGACAACGCAGCCAGCCAACGAUGACCAGUGGCAUCCAGUUUUGCGGACGUGAGGACCAUAUGUCAAUGGGUUGUUUGUCUGUUCUAACCUCGAACUUGACCCCAUACAGGUAAUCAUGUAGUUUAUCAACCACGGCCCACUUCAACGCAAGAAACUCUAACUUGUGAGCUGGGUAGUUGCGUUCAGAAGCGGUCAGGCUUCGACUCACAAAUGCCACAGGACGCAGACCCUCACCUUGGUCUUGGUACAGUACUCCACCUAACCCUUCGCGGCUAGCAUCUACAUGUAGAACGUAUGGUAACUGAGGAUCAGCAAAAGCCAACACAGGAGCUUUUGUGAGGCUUUCCUUCAAUGUCUCGAAUGCCAAUUCACACUUCUCAUUCCACCUUGAUCCAAAUGGUUCUGAGUUAUUGAAGUAGGCUUUCACCUCUUUCUUGGACUUUCUCCCUUUCUUGCCUGCGGGAAGAUAUCCACAUAAGAGCUGAUUCAGGGGGUAACUCACUUUAGAGUAGUCUUUCACAAAUCUCCUGUAAUAUCCACAGAAUCCUAGGAAAGAACGCAGAGCAGUCACAGUUUUCAGGCUUUGGCCACGUGGUGACAGCUUCAAUUUUUGAUGGGUCUGUGGCCACUCCAUUCUGGGAUAUGAUAUGUCCAACAUAGUUGACAGAUGUGCGGCAAAACUGACACUUGUCAAGGGACAGUUUUAAGCCUUCACUUUUCAAGCGGUCCAACACCUUGAGCAACCUCUGCUCGUGUUCUUCCAGCGUCCUUCCAAACACGAUUAAGUCGUCAAGGUAAACAAGAACUUCGAGUAGAUUCAUGUCUCCAACUGUCUGUUCCAUGACACGUUGAAAUGUUGCAGGUGCUCCAGACACACCCUGUGGCAACCUCUCAAAUUGGUAGAAUCCAACUGGACAGAUAAAUGCAGUCUUCUCUUUAUCUAUGUCACCCAUUGGGAUUUGAUAGUCUCCGCUUCGGAGAUCUAACACACUGAACCAUUUGCUCCCACUCAAACAUGUCAGAGCAUCCUCCACACGUGGGACUGUGUACUGGUCGGGAACAGUGCGCUUGUUGAGGGUCCUGUAAUCAACACACAUGCGUAUGGUGCCAUUCUUUUUCCUCACCACCACAAUAGGAGAUGCUUAGGGGCUUCUCGACUCAGAUAUGAUCCCAGAACUUUUCAAGUUAUUUAGAUGCUUCCUUACAUCUUCAACAUCAGCUGGAGCCAAGCGGCGAGAUCUCUCCCUAAAUGGUUUGUCUUCAGUAACUCUGAUGGUGUGAUGAGUACUCUUUGAACAACCCACAUCAAACUCAUGUGUUGAGAACACUUCUUUCCGUUUCCAUCAUCUUUUCACAUAACCUCUUCUUCCAUCCCUCAGGCACUGGAGAAUCUCCAAAGUUGAAUGAAGAAGACGUCAAUUUCUCAGAUGAAUCCUGCUCUCGUUUCAAUGGAAACCCAGGAGCAAUAUCUACAGGAAACAGAUGAGCAAUAGGCAUACCUCAUUUCAGAGUGAUCUCCUUUGUCGAGACAUUCCUGACAGUAAGGGUGAUUCUUCUAGACGACACAACUGCAACCGUCUGGAUUUCAGGCCUCACUAGUAGUUCUUCAGGGAACCGGGGUUCUUCAGGCCUCUCUACCAGAAGGGUUUGAGUAGACGGUAUCCCAGGAAACUUUGGAAUUCCAGUAACUCUCGCCUGCCCACCAGGUGGCAGGGUGACAGGUUUUGUCUGUGCGAACCAGACCGUUCCUCUCUUCUCAUCAUCAUCAGUUGAGGUUUCUCUCAUCCUCUCAUAUGCCUCCUUGAUAGCAGGAUGAACUUGUAGUGUGCUAAGGAAACCUUCACCUUCCUUUUCUCUGCAAGCAGUCAUAAGUCUCUUCACUACAGACGUAUUUGUGCCGACCAGAAUAGACACGUCACCUUUCAUGGCUGGAUCUGGACAUACCAACACAAGUGCUUCAAUGGUCUCUGCUACGCCCACAACCGAUCCCGAGAACUCAAGCUUGAGCGACAAAUAGCCAUCAUAUGGAUACUGCUCAGAGCUAAGGCCCCAUAUCUCUAAGUUUCCUAUAGGAAUCAAUGGCAAAUGCGUCAGGUACUUGUCAUAAAAGGAUCUGUAAAGUAGAGUAAUCUGAGAACCACUAUCUAGUAAAGCUUUAGCAUAGACACCUUCAAUCUGUACAGAAACGACAGAACUUGGGCCAACUAAACCUGUAGGUAGCAUGUCUUUCAUGUCUUCAUACUUGUGGCACUUUGUGGAACGUAUCUUCACCGGGACGUCAGGCCGCUCCUUUACUGGGUCCCUCUGUAGUUUCCCAUAGACCGUUUUUGUUUGAUCAGGCGUGUGUUGACUUUCCUCAAGUUCUCUUCACCUUCACAGUUUCUCUUGAAAUGGCCAUCUUCUCCACAUCUAUAACAGAACACUCCAUGGUUUCUGUCGGCCUGUGUCUGUUCUUGUGAUGGAUUUACCCUUUUCUUUUUGCUUCUAAAUGCAACAUCUGACCUUUGUGUGUCAGAGUGAGCUGCUGUGACGUUAGCAGACAUGAGACAUGUCAUUUCAAUUUUCAAACCUUUUAGCUCUUUUCUCAGCACUUCUAUCUCAGUAUUAGCUUCUUCACAAACUGUAGCAACAGGAGCAACAGCUGAUGACUUCACAACACUCUUCGUUGUGUUCCUGUCUUGAAUCAUGUCCUCCUCCUCCCUUACUUCCUGCAGCAGCUCAGUAAAGGUUGGUGGAUCACGCAGCUUAUAGGUCAUGCGAAUACGAAGCGCAACCAUGUCAUGUGAGGAUGCACCUCUCACUACUUGGCCAAUGCGUGUGCGAUUCAUCUCUGACAGCUCAAUGCCUCCUUUUCGAUAUACAUUGUGCAGCAAUUUGUCAAGUCUCAACAGGUAAGCUGAAAGCUUCUCUCCUUCACUCUGGAAUGUGUUUCUGAACCUUACCAUGAGAUCAGGUGCACUUUCGGUGGUACCGAAUGCGGUUUCUAGAGCCUUCACGUAUUCGAUCACUGUAGCAUGGGGGUUUCCGGUCCUAAAGAACCCCACAAUGUCAGCAGCAGGCCCUUUAAGACUUUCUAUUAUUCUCUGUUUUUUCACAUUGUCGGUGCACUGCCAUUCCUCUAGAAAAUGGGUGGUUUGCUCAGCCCAUGCAUCAUACUCUUCCUCUCCACUAGGAGUGGGCUUCACACCUGAGAACAUACGUAGCUUACGGUAACUCUGAGUCUCAGAUGGCACAUUGUUGCAUUUUUCUACCAGUGAACUUAUGGCAGUAACCAGUUCAGCGUUGAGGUCAGCACCAGAGGGACUUACCAGGCCUUUAACAUCAGCCACAGUCUUCCCUUCAUAUCUCAGAAAGGAUAAUAGCUUUGCCUGGAAGUCUUCACCCUCUUUCUCAACUGGAGAUGUGACUUGUGAAACUACAUGUACAGGCCAGGGACCCAACUCUCCAGGUAUCCCAACAACACUUGGCACAGCUAUUUCGUUAAGGUUGUUUGAUAUCUCUACCAAAACAUACUGCUUUUUACCAGCUGAAUAAGAACAACGACCAUGCAGUCUAAUUUUACCAAAAGCCUUAACAUAAGUCAGCAUUUCCAGCAGAACCUCAUCAGACACAUCAUCUGUAACACUGCUAAGGACAACUGCACGAUUAGUAGCUAGCUGUUUCUCUCUACACCAGGUAACAAUCUCUUCAACAUGCAUGUUGUAGGUUUAUGCCUAUACAGCAAUGUCAGAAGAAAAUCCAAAAUUUCCAUUCAAAAUUGUCUAAUGGGGAGUCAAAAAUAUCCCAUCAACAAUAACCAAGAUCCCGGACGAGCCCCCAAAAAUGUAACCCUCUCACCAGGCUCGAAUUUGACUCUCACGAUAUUACCUUAUUUAGAAUAUCUGAACAGCAUGGGAUAUUAGGUGAGAAGGACAUCUCCAAUAACAAUCCCUAUUGUAAACUUGCUAGGGUGAAUGACAAAUAGGGUAUUAACUUCAGAUAGAAUGAUUAUAGACUUGGUUAUUGUUAUAAGGAUAUGCUUUCCCAUGCAUUAAAUGAAACUGAAACAGUAAAUGACUCCACCAAUACAACAGACAUAAGGUUCAAGAUCUAUAUUAAUCAAAUGUUCAAUGUAUCACAUCAAAAGAAAUAAAAAUAAUAAACCCCAAUGAUUUUUCCACAACCCAUGUCCAAAUUAUUUGCAAGCUUGCUUAAACCCUGGGCGCGCGUUGGAGCUCAUAAAAAAAAUGACGACAUACAUAAAGUCCCGAAGUCCACCCCACAUUUGUAGUUACUCACUACUUGUAGAUAAUGCCUCAGCAAAAUAUAGUAGUUCCGUGCAGGUGUCCUCACAAGAUCCACAGCGAACACAGCUAUCAAUGCAGCCAGUACUCGGUAGCAGCAACAGACAUCCGUUGGAAACCCGAACUCGUUGAUCGUCACAAGCAAUUCUCUCCAAGUCUUGCACGAUGCUAGGCUAACCUGUAGGAUGUCGAAUGUCUCCACAAUGCGACGGCAGCUUCAGUCUCUACUAGGUCUUUCUUAAUGAAAUAAUAAACACUCUUUUAUAUAAAUAAAAUCAGGAUUUCCCUUUAAAAAACUCUGUAGGUAUGUUUUUGUUCUCUCUUUAUCGUUUCCUUUGGUCGUUUUUCCUUCACCAACCCCACUAACGUCUCUCCUCUCCCUUCUUUCAACGUUUCCCUCUCUUUUCUUUUCUUUCCCAGCAACCAGUCCACUCUCCCAUUGGCCACAACUUAACAAGUUACCUCAUUGGUCAAAACUUUAACGAGAUACGUGGGAAACUUAAACUUAAAAGUAAACCAACCUAUUCACUUGUAAAACAUUUUUAAACAUUGCUUCAAAAGACAUGCAUUAAUGACAUUACAAAUCAGGAGCUAUUCGAUCACCUUUUAAAUCUAAUACCAAUGAAUUAUAACAAAUAAACUCUAUACUUGGUUUUAGCAAGGUAUUACAUAAGCAUCUGGGAAAGCGAGAGAGCGGGGCCUCCCUCACAUUUCACUGAAACACUCAAAUAUAACUCUCCCAACUUCCACUUUAGAUUAAUAGACUUUAGUUAGUGUCUGGUCUGUUAGCGAUGUUACCAAACAGACUAGUUCUGUCUCUUACCUCUAGUUAGCGUCUGGUCUAUUAGCGAUGUUACCAAACAGACUAGUUCUGUCUCUUACCUCUAGUUAGCGUCUGGUCUAUUAGCUGUUAGAUCAUUCUACUGCCAAUGUUUGUCUAUGGAGAUUGUAUGGCUGUGUGCUUGAUUUUAUACACCUGUCAGCAACGGGUGUGGCUGAUAUAACCGAAUCCACUCAUUUUAAAGGGUGUCCAUAUACUUGUAUAUAUGUAGUGUAUGACAGGUACUAAUUAGCAAUAUAGCCUAAGUCAUUAGCUUGGCUUUUAGAACAUAUAAGGCUUAAGCAGACAGACAGACAGACAGACAGACAGACAGACAGGCAGGCAGGCAGACAGGCAGGCAGGCAGGCAGACAGGCAGGCAGACAGGCAGGCAGACAGACAGAGAACAAUAAGAAGCACAGAGUGACAUAAGAUCACUCUGACAUAAGAUGCAGAGACAUAUCAACAGCACAACAGGGAGGCAAACAAAAUGACUAGAGCAGAUGCACAGUUAUAGUCUCCAGUGGUGUUUUUACAUAUUGUAUUUAUUUUAAACACGAGCUGGUUAAAAAAUUUGAGGAGGACCAUGUCUCGUCAGUCACUGGUACAGCAAUGGUUGAGAAACGCUGUACUGUACUGCCAAUGUUAUGUGUCAGCACUACUGCCUGUGUUCAAGUAGGGUCAGGGUAGGGUGUAUGUGUGGGGAUGGGAUGUGUGUGUAUGGCUGGGGAUGAGUUGGCGGCGUGCACAGUGAUGUGGGCUGGUGUGGAUAAAAUACCUGGGCCGGAUUCUUUUCCCAGUCCACCCCUUCUGGUGCAAUAAUGUAAUGUUUUGAAGCCAAUAUCAUGACACUCAUAAUUUGGCUUACACCAUUCCCUCUUUCUGACAUGCUGCCCGAACCCUCAGCAUCACAAUGCAGGUGAACACAUUGACAUUCAUUACAGUAGUGGGUGUGGCAGUAUGUGGUAGUAGGUAUGGCAUGUAAGCUAUCAUGCAUGUAAACCAACUGUUUUGCGACACAUUCCCCUGAGCAUCCUGGCAGUGGCCAUUCCAGGGGUUCCUAAACGUGCGGCUGUCUGUGUGUGGGUGUCGCUGUCACUCUCUCUGUCAAUCAGCCAGCAGUAAAUUAAUGACAAAAGCUUUAGAGUGGUUAAUUAUUGUCAUUAUAACAAUUGUGAGGAUACCUUUCAGCAGUCCAAUUAAUAUUUUGGUUGGUUUUUACAUGUUAAGUUAUGCAACCUGGUCUGAGAAUUUCAUAUUAUUCUGUACGUACAUCCGUGACACUCCAUUUGUGAAAUGCUCAAGCAUUAAUCUCACCUGCCUUAUCUUGUGACGUAGCAAAAGUCUAGCAAAGACUGUUUAGGUGUAAGUCUGAGCAGAGAUGCAUUAACUGUGUGCAACUGUGUGUGUUUGUGUGUGGAUGUUUCACCCACAGAGCUGGGAGAGGAAGUGGUUUUUCUCUGCUAGCUUCACCUCACAAAAGUUUUCAUUAACAGAUAUAUCACCACAUACAGAUAUUAUAUUAAUGUGAGGCAGUUUUGUAAUUAGUAAAUGCAACAAUUCCAACAAUAAAAAUGGUUAAAAUAUAAAGUUGAAAUAUAUUUUUAAUUUGGCUCCUACAAAAUGAUAGGGAAAAUCGUCCUUGAGGAUCUUUCAAUGUACAUUUUAUUGUUGUGCAACAUCAAACCCUAUAAGAUUAAAUGUCUUAUUUUAGAGGGAAUUUUGCUUUUAAAAAUCACAUUAUAAACUGAUAGUAAAGACAAACUGUACCUCACUUAUUUGUUGUUAUUGUUUUUACAGGUUAUAGUGAGGACAUUGUUCUUGAUAUGCCGCUGUAAAUAUACUUCAGAAAUCAUGGUGAGUCAAAUAAUUUAUAACAUUCCCUGACAUUUUAUAACCUUUCAUGCUUCCCAUUAAAGGGGCAAUCUGAGAUUGAUACAUCCAUUUUUGUACUUAAAUAAAUGAUAUAUUCCAUUGAUUCAUGAAGAAUAUAACUUAUAAAAGCCUUGUGUGCUUAGGUCAACUGUCGUACCCCAACAGAACCCAAAAUAUAAGCUCAUUUUACUUCAUUGUUAGUAAACAAUAUAAUUGUAAACAAACCCUGUAUAGUAUUUUUAUAUCAUAGCUGGUCAGUCCUUGCAACCAUAGCUCUAUCUAUGAAUUUGAGAGUGGUAACAUUUCUCCAGCCCCAUCCCUCAGCUUUUUACAAAAACAAUGGCGGGUGACCUCUUUGUUAAUGUUUGAAAAGCAGAUUGCCCCUUUAAAGAGCAGGAGCCUUGAGGGAGUCUGUUCUCCUAAAAACAUCUAUCCUGGGGUGUAUUCACAGUGUAAAUAAUCUGAGGCUAUAACCAUAGAUAUUUUGUCUUACCAGAUUCUUAGUCCACUUUGGAUGGAUACUGCACACAUGCUAAUGUAACUUUUACAAACGGUUGCUGCUUAAUGAUAAUGACUACAAUUGAUAUUUCAUUUUAUUUGAUUGUUGACAUCUUACUAGAACGGGGAAAGUCAGCAAAGACGUUACUCCAAAAGCUUGGUCCUGGAGGAUUCAGACAGAGGAGGAGUUGUCAUCACUGGAAGCACAGACCCUAGUGUCACUGAUAAGAGUGGCUUAAAAGAAGGUAAAAUGUCACAUACUAGUUCCUUUCUGAUCAAAAACAUUCCUAAUUAUAAGAUGUGAAUCAUAAUAGAUCAUUAUUAGUAAAAGUUUUUUUUUAAAUGACAGAGCCUUUUUUCUCUACUCUUUUAGACAAUGAGACUGUUGCUGUCACCAUAAAUCUGAACCACCUCAGUAAAGAUGACAGGAUACAAUUACUCAAGAUCAUGGAGCCUUACAAUGACAACAUGAGAGUUAUGACAAAGCAGGAUCUGAAAGCCAGCGUCAGUCUCUGCUCAUUGGACGGUGGCCUCAAAGGUCCUGGGGAUGUAAGUGUCAGAAUCAAAUUUACUUGAUUUAUGCCAGCAGUCAUUGCACUAUGCUGACAUAAUAGUUCCAAGGUUAUUUUGAAGAAUUAUGCCAAUAAUGUAUUAUGGAUCAAUACCUUAGUAUUUGCCCACUAAGUACCACAUAGCACUAUGCUUUAUUUACUAUUUGAUUGUCUACAGAUGCUCAAGGAUACCUACAGCAGAAUGCAGCGAUCAGUUGAGACACCAACUAUUGAGGUCGAUGGCCUCAGUGGACAAUUAAAUGCUGAAGGGAGGUUGAAGAGUGAAAUCAAUGGUACCACUUUGAAUGGGGAAUUGCCCAAUGUGACAUUGGACACACCUGGAACUGAUGGUGAUGCAAAGUUCACAAUGUCCACCAUUGGAAUGUCUAGGCCUGUAAUGAAAGGAGCAGAUCUUGAUGGCACCCUCAGAUGCCCUGAAGACAGUCUAUCAAUACCAAAGCUCCGCACUCCAGAUGCCUCACUUGACUUGGAGAAACCAGAGGUUAAGACGAAUGGAUUGAAGUACAAGCAUCCAAAAUUAAAAAUGCCUCACUUCAAUCUACCACACAUAAAAGCCAAAGCACCAAAGGAAGACGUGAACGUAUCAGCAGAUUUAGAAGGCCCUGGUCUCAGUGGAGAGAUGGAGACACCAGACCUGAACCUUUCAGCCCCUGAUGUGGAAAUUAAAGCCCCAAAUGUAGAUUUUAAUGGUCCAAAUGCUGACUUGAAAGCUCCAGAUUGUGACAUAGAGGCUCCUUCAGGCAAAUUCAAAUGGCUAACUCUAACAAAGCCCAAGUUUGGAUUAUCUGGAACAAAAGUGAAGGGACCUGACGUGGACAUAGAUGCUGGCCUGUCUGCACCUGACGUGAAUCUCUCCACUCCCAACAUUGAUGGAGAGAUAAGCGCAUCAGAUGUAGAUCUGAGUUCACCAAAAGCUGAGGUAGAUCUGCAAGCUCCAGAUAUCAACAUUGAGGCUCCCUCAAGUAAAUUCAAAUGGCCUCAUUUAAAGAAACACAAAUUUGGUCUUCAUGGGCCAAAAGUCAAAGCCCCUGAUGUGGAUGUUAAGGCAGAUCUGGAGACACCAACCGUUGAUCUUUCUGCCUCAAAGAUUGAGGGUGAGAUGAGCACCCCAGAUUUAGAAUUGAAUUUACCCAAAGCAGACCUCAGUGGCCCUGAUGUUGACAUUCAUCCUCCCACUGGCAAAUUUAAGUUCCCAACACUCAAAAAGCCUAAAUUCAGGCUCUCUGGACCAAAGAUAAAAGCUCCAGAUGUUGAUGCAGAUCUGAAGGCACCUGACCUCAGUCUCUCUGUCCCUGAUGUUGAUGCAGGGCUUGACACGCCUGAUUUGGACAUCAAUUUGCUAAAUGCAGAUAUUGAAGGCCCUGAAGUAGACCUUAACGCACCAGAAGUGGACAUUGAGCCCCCUUCAGGGAAAUUCAAAUGGCUUACUCUAAAAAAGCCCAAAUUUGGACUCUCUGGACCCAAGAUUAAGGGACUCGAAGUGGACAUAGAUGCUGACCUGUCUGCACCUGACUUGAAUCGCUCCACUCCAAACAUUGAUGGAGAAAUAAGUGCACCAGAUGUAGAUCUUAAUUUACCCAAAGCUGACCUUGAAGCUCCAGAUGUAGAUCUUCAGGCACCAGAGGUCAACGUUGAGGCACCCUCUGGAAAACAUAGAUUUCCAACUUUUAAAAUGCCCAAAAUUAACUGGUCUGGACAUAAGGUGAAGGGACCAGACCUUGAUGUGGAUGCUGAUCUGAAGACACCAGAUUUGGACCUUUCAGCAAUUGAAGGUGACAUCGCUGUUCCAGAUCUCAAUGUCAGUUUGCCUGAAGCUGACCUCAAAGGACCAGAUAUAAAUGUAGACCUUGAUGCUCCCUCUGGAAAAUUGAAGUUACCGAAAAUAAAAUGGCCAAAAAUUAGAAAAGUAAAAGGACCGGAGAUUGAUGUAGAUGCUGAUCUUAACACCCCAGAAUUAAAUGUUGAUGUUAACUUACCCGAAGCAGAUCCGAAAGGGCCUGAUGUCGGCUUAAAAACACCAGACCUCAACCUCUCAGCACCAGAAAUUGAGGGAGACAUUGCUGUUCCAGAUCUCAAUGUGAGUUUGCCUGAAACUGACCUCAAAGGACUGGUUGUGGAUAUUCAAGCCCCAGAUGUCAACCUUGAUGCUCCCUCUGGAAAAUUAAAGUUGCCUAAAAUCAAACUGCCAAAUGUUGGUUUAACAGGGCCAAGAGUUAAUGGACCAAACCUGGAUGCUAAUCUAAAGGCCCCAGAGUUGGACGUCUCUGUUCCUGAUGUGGAUGUCAAUUUGCCAACAGCUGACCUCCAAGCCCAUGUUGUAGAGCUGAAAACACCAGACCUGGAUCUUUCUGCCCCCCAAAUUGAGGGAGCCAUCGCUGCUCCAAAUUUGAGUAUUAGUUUGCCUGAAGCUGACAUCAAAGGUCCAGAGGUAGAUCCUCAAGCUCCAGAUGUUGACCUUAAUGCUCCCUCUGGAAAAUUCAAGUUACCUAAAAUCAAACGGCCAAAUUUUGGUUUAACAGGGCCAAGAGUUAAAGGACCAAACAUGGAUGCUAAUCAAAAGGCCCCAGAGUUGGAUGUCUCUGUUCCUGAUGUGUAUGUCAAUUUACCAACAGCUAACCUCCAAGCCUGUGUUGUAGAGCUGAAAACACCAGACCUUCCUGCCCCCAAAAUUGAGGGAGCCAUCGCUGCUCCAUGUCUUGAUAUUAAUGUGCCUGAAGUAGACCUUAAAGCCCCUGAUCUCGACAUUGAGGUUCCAUUAAUUGAGCUUAAGAUACAAGAUUUAGACAUAUCAGUUCCAGAGGUCGAUGUGAAUUUACCAAAAGUAGACCUUCAAGGUCAUGACCUAGACCUGAAAACAAAUCAUAAACUGGAGGGACCCAACCUUGACGUUGAUGCACCUGUCAUAAAUAUUUUAGUUCCCACAGUUGAGACUGGGCUUGUAGCCCCAAAGGUAGAUUUAGAUAUACCUCAAGCAGAUCUAAAUCUAUCUGCUCCUAAUGUUGAAAGUGAUAUCAGUGCACCAGAUAUAAAUCUAAGUUUACCAAAAGCUGACCUCUCUGGCCCUGAGGUAGAGUUGAAUGCUCCUGAUCUUAAUCUCUCUACCCCAGAGAUUGGAGUAAGUGUCCCAGACAUUGAUCUGAGUGUGCAGGGAGACAUUAAAAGCCCUGAGGUCGAAUUGAAAGCUCCAGAUGUUGACAUUGACGCUCCCUCUGGAAAACUGCCUUAUUUUAAGAUGCCAAAGUUUGGUCUCUCAGGACCUAGAAUAAAGGUACCAGAACUUGAUGCCUAUGCAGAUGUGAAUACGCCUGAUGUGGAAGUUUCUGUCCCCAAAGUUGAGGGAGAGAAUAGUACACCUGAACUGAGUCUCUCUGCUCCUGACGUUAAGGCCAAUGUUGACAUGCCAGAUUUAGACGUCAAUUUACAUGACGCUGACAUCAAAGUAGAUGACACUCACAAAAGUAAGUUAAAAUGGCCAUUAAAGUGGCCAAGCUUUGAUUAUUCUGGCUCAAAAGGUAAGGAUUCUGACGUGGACAAUGAGGAAGAGCAGAGUGGGGAUAAAACAGAGAGUGGUCAGGUAGAGGUACCAAUGUUUACCUUUCACAGACUUCCACAGAACAACAAGAUUGAGAGUGCGCUCAAAGAUGCUGCUGAGGCCCUUUUUGAGGCCAUUGACACACCAAAGCUUGAAGGAGGCCUUGAUACAGCUAGUACAGAGGUCAGUUUGUCUAAAGUGAAUGUAUCUUUGAAUGAAGGAGGGAAAGAGACAUCACCUUCAGGACCUAUUAACAUCAUGGAGCGGUUGAAGGUGUUCAAAGCAAAAAUCAACUCAGAUGCACUGGACUCAUCGGAUGGAAACAAUAGCAUAUCAAUAAGCCUCUCCAAUAUGCUUGGUCUGAAUAUCACAGAUCCCGAUGCAGAUUAUUCC
Molecule: messenger RNA, 13584 nt
Organism: Coregonus sp. 'balchen'
Lineage: Eukaryota; Metazoa; Chordata; Actinopteri; Salmoniformes; Salmonidae
Source: the annotation of a GenBank genome assembly